Trichogramma pretiosum is the source of this 6362-nucleotide messenger RNA. It is a transcript of the gene MED1, whose product is annotated as mediator of RNA polymerase II transcription subunit 1. Gene Ontology annotation, cellular component: mediator complex. Lineage: Eukaryota; Metazoa; Arthropoda; Insecta; Hymenoptera; Trichogrammatidae. Gene Ontology annotation, biological process: regulation of transcription by RNA polymerase II. Bases 381 to 5312 code for a protein of 1643 amino acids. The record is from RefSeq and is a predicted model, not a curated record. The transcript has 10 exons. Gene Ontology annotation, molecular function: transcription coregulator activity.
CUUCCGUAUGCUUGUGGUUGUGUACACACGACGCGUAAAAUCUUUCGGGUGGUUAUAAUAAACGCCGUUCCAGCUCGUGAUACACAUAACACAGGCAGCAGCAAGCGUCUACUCUGUAUACCGUACACACUGUUGUAGCGUCACCAUUGCGGGCUCGUGGUGAUGCUACGUUUUCAAUCAUGUUGACUACGGCUUGACAGCAGUAUUUACCGUAGCGUCAACCAGAGAGAGGCCCAUACAACUCAGUUUUAUAAUACAAUAUAAGUGCGUGUGUGCGAGCGAGCAUCGCAGCAGUGAGGUUCGGCACGCGCGCGCGUGCAUAACACACGAUAUUUAUUUCGUCUCAUGUGUGCUGUGUGAAAAGCGAGCGCAGCAGCAUCAUGACGACCAACAACAGUGUAUCUGCCAAUGGUUUCGCCAACCAGCCCAAUUCUACCCCUCAUGCCGAAGCAACGGUACUCGGGCUGGCUUCGCCCAAAAAGUCCAAAGACUCGGAGCUGCAGAUGCUCAUGGAAAAGUUACGCUCCAAGGUCAGCAGCUUCAAACCCUUGGCCGAGACUGCCAAGAGCAUAAGGAUGGCCAUGCUCGAUAAGCGCUUUGGACUCGACAGCGUGGAAAAGAGCCAGUUACAAAAGUCCCUGGACAUGCUGCAACAUUCCAUUAAAGUUACUACCUUGCAGUCUAUGGUGGAGCGUCUCGAGAGUUUAUCAAGACAGUUAGGGUUGAAGUUUACGAUUCCCAAUACAUCAAAUGGUCCCUGCACUGAGCUCUUUAUAUCAUCAGACAUGUUUUAUUUAGAGAUCAUACUGGAACCUUCUGGUGUUGUGAGAGAUGUCAAAAUACAUCACGAAGGAAAAGCUGAACAACAGAGUUGCGAAGAUCUUGUUUCUUGUCUGACAAAUGGAGAUUUCGUUGAUUUUACUGCCCAACUAGAAGGUUUAGCAUCAAUAUAUCAGUUAAAUGCUGAUAAAAAAGUUAAGUGUAAAGCGUUUAGUGCUUUGCAAUCCUUAGAAACUGAUUUAGAGAUUUUAGCUCAAACUCAAACCUUCAUCAAAGAACCAUUUAAUCUGGUGCACAAGUGUCCUGUUGGCAUUCUUGAAAAAAGGAAAGGAGGCCACGCUAUGAAAUUAACGUAUUUUGUUUCACCUUAUGAUCUAAUAGACAUAGAAAAAAAGACGUGUGAGCCAUUGAGCUUGGAAGCUGUGAUAUCGAAAAAAGUCGGCCAUUCUGUCACUGUAUGUAUGGAGGGAUCUACUGCCCAUAGGUUACCAACAUCUAGUAUUAUAACAGUUGACCGAAGUCCUACUGGUAUAAGUAAACCUGAUUAUGCUGUAUUAAUGGGCUCUAAUUCUUCAAUGUUACCAGCCUGUUUUGUUCUCAAAUUAUCUGAAAAAAUGCCAAUAUGUUUGGAAUUAUUGAGGCGCAUCCAAAAAGAUACAGAUCUUGAGUGUACAGAUGUUUCACCAGCUGGACCCUUAUUAAGUAUGAUUGUACAGCAUGCUAGUGAUAAACAAUUAGAUUGUAAAAAUAAUAAAGGAUUAUCAGUUAGUCUUCCAGAUCAACAGCAUUGCUAUUUUAUGACUGAAAAUAGUAACAUGCAAGGUGUACUAGUAGGCAGUAUUCCAUUCACACAUCCAGCCCAUGUUCCGAAAAUUUUAGUUCAUCUUAGGCAGCAAGCUUUAUUCAACACUCUUAUUUCAAGCUGUGUGAGACCAAUGGCUCGUCAUGAUUAUAAUCAUUCAACAACCAUUUUGGAAGUUAGUGCCUUAUCCUGGCAAUGUAUAUCUGUCAGUUUGGAGCAUCCAUUUGAAGAAACACUUGCUACUGCAGAACUUGAUCUUUCAGGAAUAUCUGCUUUGAAAUGUAAACUGUAUGGUGUUAAUGCCAACAACAGUGAAAAAACUUCUGAACUGGCUGGCAAAGUGCUUCAGCGUUGUCUCAGCAUUCCUUUGACUAUGCGUACUUUAAUUAAAGCAUGGGAGGGUCGAACUUAUAAUCUUAAUUCCACCAACACAAACGGCAAUUUUAAUGGUGGUCUUGGUUCUAAUGGGCGACCUGAACCAAAUAAUGGACAACCACCUCAACACAAUGGAACAAAUAAUGCUGAUUUUAUGAAUGGAGAAAUUAAGAUUAAGCAAGAGCCUAACACAGGUGGAAUGAAUGGUGGGACACGUCAACAUCAACAAUUACAAAAUAUUCAGCAGCAGCAGUCUUUUUUAGAUGCCGGAGCGGAGAAUAGUAUCGGGUUCCCUGCAUUUUCCGGCGUUGCCGAUACAGUUACUUCAUCUGUAAGUUCUCCUGGAUUAUCAACUGGCAGUCAAGCUACUGGCAAAAAAGUACGAAAACAAAAAUCGGAAACGUCAUCUUUGUGGAAAAGUAUUAAACGAGAGCCUAGUGAAAUGUCAUUGGAGAGCUCUAGUUUAGAUUCUACUCCUCUUGGUACGCCCAAAGAGGAAAAUCGAACACCAACUCCAACAAGCACUGAUUCAUCCAAUAUGGAUGCAACAGACAGUUCGAUUGUUAUCAAAAAUUCAGAUAUCGAUAGCACAAAAAGCGAUAUAGUAACGAUUGAUACAUCUAUCGAGCGAAAAAUCAAAAAAGAAAAGCUUACAUCUAGUGUACUCGAAGACACAAAAGCUCUUGUUUCUCCUUCAGUAAGCAUAACUCCAGUUACUAAUCAAAGCGCAAGUUUACAACAGAAUAUGCCUCAAGGUAGUCAACAAAGUAAUUAUAAUGCCAUGUUGAGCAGUAUGGGACUGGAGAGGCGGCCUGGAAUAGAAAUCAUACCUAUUACAUCCAUUUCUCAAGCUCAGUUGCCCAGCUCAAUCACAAUAACAGCAAUUACUAAUCCCAACAAACCUUCAUCGUCUUCAUCCUCGUCGUCGUCUUCGUCGUCAUCGUCGUCGUCCACUGUAGGCGAUGAUCGAAGCAAAGAUCGUAAAAGUAGCAAAAGUAGCAGCAGCAGUAGCAGUAGUCGGAGUAUAGAAGAAAAACUUAGAUUAGAAAAAAAAAGAAAACGAAAACACGAGUCAUCUAGUCCGUCGAUGGGACCACCGGAAAAGUUACCUUUUAAACAGGAUUCGUCAUCGAAGCCCGCGUCGUCGAUUAGCAUAAAACCAGCUGAAUCACCUCCUACUUCGCGACCAACAUCACCUGCAAUGGCAAAUAUACGAAAAUACAGUUCAUCGCCGAGUGGUAUGAUGAUGAUGGGAAAGUCGAGUCCUACUCCAGGUUUGAAACAAUCGCCCGUUGGUGCUGGUAAACCAAGUCCCAAGCAUUCGCCGGUUUACAGUAGCCCUAAGCACAUGAGCUCCAUGCCACCCAGUAGCAGUCCGAAAUCCAUUUCCUCUCCGAAACACGGCAAUUCUGGAAGUUCGGGCAAACCCAGCAUGUCAACGCUCAAGUCAGCAUCGAGCAGUAGCUCGGCAUCAUCGAAGAGCGACGGGACUAAAGCUAAAGUAUCUUCCGGAAUGUCAUCUUCGUCAUCGGCGUCGUCUUCCUCGUCAUUAUCUACGUCUGGGCUUACUUUAACUCCUGUACCUUCGUCGUCUUCGACGUUAUCGUCAACAUCGAGCUCCUUGAUGAACAAAGAUAAAGAGAGGAAACCCGGUAUGUUUGGUUCUAGCAGUCCAGGACACCAAAGUCCCAAGUCAAAAAGUUCAGUACCCAAGGUGAAGACUCCUGAAACAGAACAAGGCAAUGGGGGUCGUUCCGAAAGUUCCACGCCACCCGCCGCUGAUCCGAGUAAAUCAUCUAUCAAUCAGCAGCAGGCCCAGGCUAGAAAUCGCAAAGGCUCUCUCAGUGCCGUGAUCGAAAAUCUCAAGCUGAAGCAUUCGAGCGACGAGUCGACCGUACCAAGCGGUAGUGGUACCGCUCCUGCUCCAACUGCGAGCGCGCCCGGUGUCAAAACUGGCGAAACGAAGAAUCCGACCGAAUACAUGGUUAAACCAAGCUCCGAUGGCAUAAAAUUGACCAUCAACAAAACCAGAACGAAGGACGCGAAAAGCAACAGUUCCAGCAGCAAACUAUCCCAAGGCAGCAAUCCAUCUACCAGUGCAUCGACUUCCUCCUCGGGUUCUGGUAAUGGAUCUCCGAAGCUUUACACUGGCCUGAAGCACGGAGUCUCCUCUGGGCCGAGCUCGUCGAAGAAACCAAUGGGCCAAACCUUGACAAAGGUCCGCUCAUCGUCUCCACUUGUCACCGGUAGCAGCCGGAGUUCCAUGGGCGGUCCAAAGGUAGCCAAGGCAAAUCCGGGCUCGAACCUCCUGAGCUCGAGCAGCAGUAGUAGUUUCAGUAAAUCCGCAUCGAACAAGGGAUUUUCCACGUUGGCCAAAGUAGGCGCCCUGACGCCGGCUCACAUAGCGCGUGCUCGUGAAAAGGCCCGCUUCAAGUCGGGCGAAAAGUUGUCGAGCUCGAAAGAGAACGAGAGCGAAAAACCGUUUAAGCUCAUGCCGGCUCACGUGUCUCUGGGAAGCGGUCUCUCGGCUCUGCCUGGCUUCCCGUCUCAGCUCGUAGAGGGUCUCGUGAAAACGCUAGAUACCACAUUUCAAAUACCAAAAAUAUCGGCCAGAGUCAACGCAGCCGACGCGGGUGGCGACAAAAGAUCCGUCGACAAGGUCGAUUCUAGUGCUGGUAAAUCAUCGUCCGCGAGCAAGAGCGUCGAGCAGCUCCCCGCUCACUCGGACGUUCCGACGAAUCUGUCGAUGCAGAUGAACGAUCGAUCCAAGGUUGAGUCGAACGCGGCUCGACAGUACUACGGCGGAUCGAAUCCGAGCACUAAAGACGGCCACGACGGCAAUUCAGGAUGUUUGAAUCUCAGCAAAUCUUCAGAUACUAAGAAACCGAUGGAGCCCUUGUCGUCGCCGGUAACCGUACCCGCGAACAAUACGCCGCCGACGACCUCGCAAGAGGCGGCCGAGAUGCUGCUGGAUUUUUCCACGCCGAAGGAGUCCUCCUCCUCGGCGAAACAACAACAACCGCAACAACAACAACAAUCACAACCACAACCACAACAACAGCAACAACCCUUGGCAGCGUUGACUUACACGCCGCCGUCGUCGUCACCUCUGCGCAAGAACGCCACGCCACCGCCGCCGCCUCCUCCGCCUCCGCCGUUGCCGCCACCGCUGCCUCCACCGGCGGUGGUGAGCGCUGUGUCACCGCUGAGCAGCUUUCCGCAGAGCCCGUCCGUGAGCCUGCAUAUCGUGAAAAGUCCAGCGCCGUCGCCGAGGGUCAUACCGCUGUCGCCGCACUCGGCCUCGCCUUGCAUCACCGACGACGAGCUCAUGGACGAGGCACUUGUCGGUUCUUGAUAACUUGAAGAAGUACAGUAUACUAGUACCGUUGUCUAUACUUCAUUUACUACUUCAGCACUCGAAGAUUAUAAAAAAUUUAUAUAUUUUGACGUACGUAAAUACUCUCUACGUAAAUAUAAUCAUGGUUGUGUAAUAAUAAGCAUAUAACAAAGCCAAAUGGGUUAAAAGUGAAGAUUAAAUGGGCGAAGAUAUACAUAGAUGACAAUCAUGUGUAAGGAAAAGUAUCCAUGACUAUUGUCGAUUCGACGCAAGAGUACAACCUCGCAAAAUUACUCGAACCAUAAGUGCGACUCUGUUGAAAGAUUUUUAAUGUGAAAAUUCGAUUCGAUGACGAAAAUAAUUGUUAACAUUUUUCUUAAAAAAAAGGCCUGCUCAGGAGUAGGCGGAUAAGUGUAUUUUUCUUUGUAUUAAAAAAAAAUCAAAAAACAACUCAGAUUAAUUAUACAAUUACACUUGAAAACUAAAGCCUCUACGCGAGCGACGUUCCAAAAUUAUAUCGCUUUUCGACAAAGCUGAAUCAAAUUGAUCUAAAAAGAAUGUAUUAUAUUUGAAAUCGUUUAGUUUUAUAUUAUACAUAUGAAUACAAAUCGACUGGCGGUUUCAAUUAGUAAUUAGGACAAAAAGAUACAAAUGAAUGUAUAGAGAAUAUAUAUUAUGUAAAUAUAUUUAUAAAUACGAAUCAAUAUUACCGCGAUUAUUGAUGCGUUUUAUUAUUUAUUACCUGCGCAAGGUUUAAAUUUAUUUAUCAAAUUGUAAAAAAGUUGUUUAUUUUUAUCAAUUCGUAUAUAUCGUUAUAUACCCGCUGCUCGACGACGAAUGAUCAAAUGUAUACGAGCCGAUCGCUAAAUUAUUUUUUUUGUAAUCAUGAAUUUAUUUACACAACAUGCAUGGUACACAGACACACACAUAUACACAAACACAGAUUGAUAUACUAUAUUUAUGACUUUUUAUUGUGCAUGGAGAAUUUUUUCUUUCUUUUUUUUUCUUCGAAGUCAGAUGUAUAAAUUUCACCGUGACGAAUAAGAAAAUAAAUGUUAUAACUGAAAA